Messenger RNA from Lasiodiplodia theobromae, 1518 nucleotides. RefSeq names its product 60s ribosomal protein l40. The transcript has 4 exons. The record is from RefSeq and is a predicted model, not a curated record. Bases 1 to 1518 code for a protein of 505 amino acids. Gene Ontology annotation, molecular function: RNA polymerase I core promoter sequence-specific DNA binding. Gene Ontology annotation, cellular component: RNA polymerase transcription factor SL1 complex; RNA polymerase I core factor complex. Lineage: Eukaryota; Fungi; Ascomycota; Dothideomycetes; Botryosphaeriales; Botryosphaeriaceae. Gene Ontology annotation, biological process: nucleolar large rRNA transcription by RNA polymerase I; RNA polymerase I preinitiation complex assembly.
AUGGAGAUAAAAAGGUCGGAUGAGGAGGACCGAAAUGCCUGGACUCAGGACGAUGAUGCGUGGAACGCUUUCGGCAAAAGAACCAAGAUUAGAAGGCCGCAAGAAGACGAGGACGAUGGAGAGAAUGCUUAUCUCGAAGGUGAAGCGGCAUUUCAGCGCUACAUAGAGUGCCUACAAUGGCUCCUCUGUACCCAAGCCCGCUGGCUGGUCCACGAGAAAGGCAUGCCAGCCGACCUUGAGGUCGUCAUCCGCGACCUCUGGCACAUCCGCCUCCGCACCCUCUCGUGGACGCAAAACCGCGACAACACGACGCCCAUCCGCGCGCUCGACACCCUCGUCCUCUGCUACUUCGGCCUAGUCAUCCUCCAGCUCCCUACGUCUCUGCACGACCUCUACUCCUGGCUCUCCUUCGCCCCUUCCUCCCUGCAACCCGCACCAGCACCAGCACCAUCAUCAACCACCACCACCACCACCACCACCACCACCACCACCACCACCACCCCUUCCGCCGCCGCCGCCGCCGCCACCGAACCCACCACCAACAACCCCCCCACCACCAACAACCCCCCCACCUCCAACAAAAUCGACCACCUCCUCUACUACCUCGCCCGCGACCGCGCACCCCCCUACCUCCUCCACCGCCUGCCGGGGCCCUACCUCAACGCCCUCAUGCCUGCCCUGCUCACCCCGGCCCGCCUGCAAACCGGCAUCCACACCCUCGCCCGCCUCUUCCGCGUCGACCUGGGCGUCAGCUUCCCGCCGCUCAACUUCGCCCCGCUCGCCUACCGCGCCUACGUCGACGCCCUGGCACUCCCGCUCGAGGCGCUGCCCGUCGUCGAGAAGCUGGCGCGCGGCGCCGCCGUCGCGUGGACGUUUGUGCCACCGCCCGGUAGUAGUAAUAGUAGUAGCGAAGGAAAGGGGAGGGGGAGUAUCAGCAAGAUGAAGAAGGUCGACGCGCGCUGCUGGCUGCCGGAAGCGCAGUUGGCGGCGCUGGUCGUCUUGGCGAUGGAGACGCUGUGUCCGCUGCACGACAUCGAGGGAGAUGGAGAAGUGGAGGGGUUGGCGGCGGCGGCGAGGACGAAGAAGAAGGUGCCGGCGUUUGAGUGGGAUGGCUGGGUAAGGGAGCGCGAGCGCGCCGCCGUUGCUGCGGUAGCGGAGCAGGGGGUGGCGACGGCUAACGCAGUUGGACGUGCGAAUGGGGGUGGUGAUGAUGGGGAUGAGUAUUUGAGCGCGGCGGAGAAGAUGCUGCAAGGGCACGACGCGGAUGACUUGGAGCAGCUUCCCAAAGCGCCAAAAUCUCUGGGUGAAGCGGAUGGAGCACAUACGGAUGAGGAUGACGACGAGGGGGAGGCGGAUAUGCUGGAGGGGAAUGAGAGGAUUUUCUACGAGGUUGUCGCGAAGCAGGCCGUUAUGCCCGUCUCGCUGCUGGUGAAGACUGUGAGAUUGGUUGAGAUGAGGUUGGAGGAGUCGGCAAAAAGGAUAAAGGAGGUAAAGAAAAGGUCCGGUAGGGUGAGAUAA